Molecule: messenger RNA, 2965 nt
Organism: Symsagittifera roscoffensis
Lineage: Eukaryota; Metazoa; Xenacoelomorpha; Acoela; Convolutidae
Product: tetratricopeptide repeat protein 16-like
Exons: 13
Coding region: 188-2824 (878 amino acids)
Molecular function (GO): protein binding
Source: RefSeq, a predicted model, not a curated record
ACUACUACAAAAAGCACAUACGUAUAAAAUCAAGCAUGUUCUACUAGCACAAUCUGAUGUGUUAUAUCGUUUCACUGUUAAUCAAAACUAAAAAAUAACUAAGCAUAUCAAAUUAUAUAAUCGAUUAGACUUGAUUUACAUCAAAAUUGAAGAUAGUGCAAAUUAUCGAACGCAACACGGAAGAAAAAUGGAUCUCACUUCUGAUAUUUCUGAUACCGAAAAAUUUAAUGACAAAUCGAAAUCGAGAGUUGAAGAAAUUGAUAACCAGCUCUCAGAAACUGAACCACAAAACCAAACCAAAUCCGAGCAAAGCAUAUCUGAAAAACCACAUAAUGAAAAUUUUGAGAGUUUACCACCUAAUAUUGGAAUUACCAACGACACAAAUUCAGACGGCAAAAGUUCCGAAGAAAAUCCGACCAAAGAAAAUCAGACAAAAAUUGAAAAAAGUGAUGAACUUGAAGCUAAUGUAAAUGAUGCCGAAAGUUUAAAAGCCAAAAAAUUGGAGAACAGAAAUCUUCACGAGGAAUCCGGUAACAAAAAUCUGGAAAACAACGAAAAAUUAGCUGAAAACUUUGGAGCCGACAGUUCGGAAAACAAAAAUUUUGAUGUCACAAAAUCUGCUAUAGAGGCAGCCAAGAGCAGUGGAAACUUAGCCGAAAGUUUGAAAGUCGACAAUUCAGAAGAGCGAAAAACGAGUAAGGAGAUGGAACAAGACGUGAGAAGAAUGGCCGAACUGAAAGAACAGCGUGAACGCGAUACACAAGAGGUGAAAAAACGAGAACUGUUGCCGAGCUUCAAUUCGUUAUUGCAUGGAAAAUGUGUCAAUCUAUUGAGAGAAGCCGAAAUCUUUCUUCAGAAGGGUGAAAAAGACGAAGCGUUGACCAAGUUAACAAAACUAGUUAUGAUUCAACCAGCAUCACGUCCGUCUGAAGAUGGCCUGAAAUAUCAAUUAGCCGCCGCUGACUUAGCAGAACCUUACAAAUUGCGAGCUGAGAUUUAUUUGGACAUGUGUGAUUUCCAGUCGGCUAUUUUGAACUACAAGAAAGUGUGCCAUUUGCAGCCGGAAGAAGCCGGACACUUUGAGAGAUUAGCUUUCAUCUAUUUCUUCUACGGACAAGUGCUAUUCGACCAGGGACAGUUUCCAGAAGCCCUCGAGUGUUUUUCUCGUGCUGCUGAAAUGCGACCAGAUACUGUCGGCUACCACACGAGAAGCAUAGCUUGUCUGGCAUCUCUUCAGCGUCAUGGGGAGUGUCUGGCUCUCGUGAACCGACGCAUCGAAGCCGAGAGUGACAACCCAGACCUGUUCGUGAUGAGAGCACGACUUCACCAGUUGUUCGGAAACAGCACCCUGUGUUAUUAUGACGUCAGAGACGCCCUGGAACUGGAGCCAGAGUUGGAGCAGGCACUGGAAUUGAGAGAAGCGUUGUUCGAGAAAGCCAUACAACUCAAGAAUCAAGCGAUUGUGUUGAUGUUGGAAGACAAACUGCCCGAAGCACAGAGCAAAAUCAGCCAAGCCAUAGACAACGACCCGACAGUUGCCGAGCUACACGUGUUACGCGGCGCAAUUUACCGACGACUCGGCAAAUUCAACUCGGCAGUUGACGACUUCUUAUUGGCUCUCGACAAAACAGACCACGACGAAUCCUCUUCUCUCUACCGGGAUGCAAUGCGACAACUUAUUCUGAGUUAUAACGACUUUGCAGUUGAGUGUUUCGGCAAGGGAUAUUUCGAAGAGGCAAUUUCUCUGCUUAAUAAAUCAAUCCGAGCUGAGAAAAACGAAAAGGGACUUUAUAUCAACAGAGGAGACUGUUUCUUCCAUAUGAAAAACUACCAUUUCGCACUGGCCGACUACCAGCAGGCUCUGGACUUGGACUCCGACGACUGGGACAUUAAAUCACGCAUUUCUCUGAUAUUCAAUGAGUUUGCAAUCAUGGACUACUUUGAGAGGAGGUAUUUGGAGGCGGAGGAGAAAUUCACCCACGCAUUGCACCACAACCCAAAAGUGUCCCAAUACUACAUAUCCAGAGCCAGAGUCAGACACCUUCUGGAUUUCAAAAAAGGAGCGAGGGAAGAUGUCCUGUGCGCCAUGCAUUUGAGUCCCAACAACGAGGAGUUGUUUUCCCUAAUCGCCAGACUAUUCCCUGGAAAACAGAUAGCCGAGAUCAAAUCCAGCGCGCUAUACGUUGCCACAGUUAAACAGCUGCAGACGGCGUUCCAGAUAUCAGCACCAAAGAAACCACCCCAUUUUCUAAGACCACUGUCAAGCGCAAGCACAACGACUAAACUUGCCGAAAACUUGAGCAACGAAAUUCAAAUCUUGGUCGGACCUUCUCCUACUUCAUCAAGGUCAAUACAAGGUCAGAGGUCAGCAAGGUCACAGAGGUCUCAGAGAUCAUUGACCGAACAACGAAAAAAGAAAAGUUCAACCGGUGUUACAACAACAAGCCAACGUGUAUCGGAAACAAGGAACACUAGUUCGAAACUGGGUCGGGACUCGGGCAGUUUACGGAAUGAGUCAUCGAUCGGAAUGGCAGAUCCGGUUUCGAGAAGUGGCCGAAAAACAGCCGAUGAGCCUGAUUACGAAACUGGAAGGGAAAGCGUUUCGAUGUUCACAGAAAUUUCUUCGAACGAUUUCAUCGAACGCAAAAAACAGUUAAAUGAAGACGUGCGCAAAAUGUACCAAACAGCUCACCAGCUGGGAGGAUCACUGGCCAAAAGAUCAGAAGUACUGGUGAAUGCCAAUCACCUCAGGGACAAACACAACUCUAAGCCAUCUUCCAGGUGGUCAAGUUCAAAGAGAAACGAAGCGAAGAUUGACCUCUAAUACUAUUUUAGAUGUACAUUUGAUGUCAAAAUGCUGGUGACAUCAGUAAUUUUAAGCAACUUGAAAUAGUAAAAACAAAGAUUAUAGUUCAAUAAAGAGUUUUUGACAGUAUUUUACGUGUGAAGUUGGUAUUAUAAUUGA